Messenger RNA from Cyprinodon variegatus (sheepshead minnow), 3320 nucleotides. RefSeq names its product ubinuclein-2-like. The record is from RefSeq and is a predicted model, not a curated record. The transcript is spliced from 14 exons. NCBI's taxonomy places the organism in Eukaryota, Metazoa, Chordata, Actinopteri, Cyprinodontiformes, Cyprinodontidae. The annotation marks the transcript as partial. Gene Ontology annotation, cellular component: nucleus.
GUGAUGCGCUCCCCCGUGGCACAUGGUUCCGUUUUGUGUGAGUACGCGCGUGCGCACCGACGCCUCUCCGAUGAUAUUUUAUUUACUCCCGAAACCCAAGAUGGCUCCUGUGAAUGUCUCAGCCCCAUAGCGAACCGAGGAUGAGAGCAGCUGCUGAAAAGACAACUUUCCCUCGACCGUCGCAUCGCCUGGAGUUCAGCCCGCCCGCUGCGGAGGAGGCUCUCCGCUCCGUCUAGGCCCCCAGCCGCCGCCGGAGCUCCGCGGAACCUUCUUCAACCACCGAUUUGGAGUAGUUUCGCGAAGUCGCUCUUGUCGGGGUGUCGCUGUCUGUCCGGAGCGAGCUCAUCCAAAUGGCCGAACCGAGAAAAGUGCAGUUUGUCACCCUGUCGGCCUUCGCAGCCGGAACGGCCGCGGAGUCCAGGAAACGCCGGCUGGAGGAGGAAGAGGAGGCCGAUUUCAACUUGGACAGAGCCGGAGAGGCAGAGGCAGGCAGCGGGGCAGGAGGCAGCGCCACUAACGGCGACAGGGAGCAGGCUGCCGCCGAGCAGAGGACGACCGUUCGGCUCAACCUGUCCCUGUCCGAGCCCGACGACCGGACCUCCGCAGAGUUUAACUACGGCGAACUCCUCCAGAACCUCCAGACAAAAAUCAAUCUUCCGAGUGUGACUUCCUCCCUCAGUCUCUUCAACGAUGAGCAACGUGAGCGGCUGGAGGUGGAAGCUCUGGCCAAAAAGUUUGAAAAUAAAUAUGGUAACACGGGUACGAAAAAGAGAAAGGAUCGGAUGCAGGAUCUGAUCGAUAUCGGGUUCGGUUACGAUGAGACGGACCCGUUUAUAGACAACUCUGAAGCCUACGAUGAGCUGGUGCCCGCGUCUCUGACCACAAAGCUCGGGGGAUUUUACAUCAACACGGGCACGUUGCAGUUCAGAGCGGCCUCUGACUCAGAGGGAGAGGAGGACAAGAAGCUGAACAGUGAUAAAGAGCAGGCGAUGAAGAAGAGGAAGAAGAAUGAAGCGAACUGUCUGGAAGAGAAUAACCUGAUGAAGAAUAGAGAAACUAAACAGGGUGUCCAAGCUCUCAACCUCCACCGACCAGAGAAGAAGAAGAGAAAGAAACUGAUGAAGGACUCGUUGUACCUGGCGGCCAUGCUCCGCCGUUUCACCCGGGAAAAAGAAGAGAUGAAGAAAAGAAACCCCAACAUGGAUCCCCUCCGCUUGGCAGCUGGUACUGCCAGUAAACCUCCCUCUGUAAACACCAAAUCCCUCCCCUUAGCCUCGAACUCCACCCACCUUCAGGGCGGUACAUCUACCGGCGACCUCUCACUCACAGACCUCACCUCAGACCCCACCAUCAUGUCACUGCUGGGCUCCGCAAACGAGAAGGAGCUGCAGGACCUCCUGGGAGAUCUGGACUUUAACUUGUUGGACACGGACCAGCAGCAUGCAGUGGUGACGGCCAGAGAGAACGGCAUUCUGGGUAUUGGCCUUCCAUCCCAAAAAGCAGCAGUGUGUGGGGGUAGUGGCCAGGGGCGAAUGCCGGGGUCCUCCGGCGGACUGUUUUCGCCGCCGCCGCUGCCUGAUGGACUGCCUGCUCCUCUAAUUAAACGCAUCGAGGACCUGCGGGCGGCAUCGCGGCAGUUUGAUCAGGAGGGCAGGAAGAAAUUCUUCACCCUGGACAUGAAUAACAUUCUCCUGGAUAUUGAGCUGCAGGUCCAGGAGCAGCCUCCAGAGAAACGCUCAGACAUCUAUUCGCACAUGGAAGCAUUUGUGCCGUGCAACAAAGAGGCCCUCCUGAAGCGUCUGAAAAAGCUCAGCCUAAACAUCCAGGAUGACCGGCUGCGGGCUCCCCUGCUGAAGCUGAAGUUGGCCGUUUGUAGCGUCAUGCCUGAACAGAUCGCGAGAUUUAACAUGGAUUGUAUGGCCAAGGUUGCAAAGCAGCAGUCCGAAGAGGGGGACAGGAACGGCUCAGAGGAAGAGGACGAUGAGAAACCUGGGAAAAGAGUGAUGGGACCACGAAAGAAGUUCAUCUGGGACGACAAGCUCAGGACGUUGCUGUGUAAUGUGGUCCGUGUGAAGCUGAGCUGCUAUGAGAUGGAGAGCCAGUGCACUCUGUCUGUGGAGGACUACCUCAAAGCCUUCUUGGAGAACGAGGUCAAACCGCUGUGGCCCAAAGGCUGGAUGCAGACCAGGAUUUUGUUCAAAGAAAGUCUUGCUGUUCACAGUCACCUCACUGGAAACCUAGUCCGAAGGAGGGUGGUGCCUGGACCCAAGGCCAAAGCUAAGGAGGGUCUGUGGCUCAACAAAGCGCCUCCAACCAUGACCUCCAGCCGCCAGCCCCUCCCUCUGUCCUCCCCCCCUGAGCCCAUCUGCCUGUCGGACUCUCUGGACGAGGAUUUGACGGCUCCCUCUCUGGACUCCAUCUCUCACGCUCUGGCCCUGCUCAGCAGCGCCUCUAAGGGCCUGGGCCCCGCAGACAGCCCCAUGUCGCCCCCCCCUCUCCAGAUGCCCACCUCCUCCCCCCCGCCCGUUGCCCCUCACUACCCCGCUGCCUCCCAGUUGUCCACCUCGUCCACGUUGCAUCAACAUUCCCUGUCCAGGGUAGAGGCGGCCCCUCCCACUGCUGCUUCUACUGGGAACCAAUCAGGAGCUGCUCCAGCAGCCCCUCCCACUACCUCUGCUUCCUCUUCCUCGUCGUCGUCUUCUUCUUCUCCUGUUGUCUCCUCCGCGGCUCGUGUUCAAACCUCCGGCCUGCUGUUGACCUCCAGGACUGCUGAGGGUCACUUUGUGCAGAUCAAAGCUUCUGGUACGGCGGCUCAGACGCAGAGACACGUUACCAUGGCAACCCCCAGCCACAGGCCCGGUUCCGCUCUGGGGAAGAUCCACCCACACCCCUCCCCCUCACCCCCGAAGCAGCGGCCGCCGCCCACCGCCUCGCCUCUGCUGCCCCCCCAUCAGAAAGGCUUCUCCUGCCCAGCGGGGUUACUGGGAACGAUGGGGGGGGGCCAGGUGGCGCCCAAGAGCAGCGGGAAAUCCAGCGGCAACGGCGCCGCCCUGAGCAGCCCCGCCCCACCUUCAUCUUCGCCUUCAUCACAGCCGCGCUCCAACUCUACCUCCCUCAGCGGGUCGCAGUCCUUCUGCCCGCCCUCCCCAGCCGCCUCCUCGCCGUCCCCCACCUCCCACACGGCCCACCCCCCUCAGAGCAAACCCCAGAUCCACCACCAGGCCAACUUCAUCACCCCCAUGCAGGCCACCCUCACCAAGUCCUCCCACAGCAGCAACUCCUCCCCCAUCAUUAAACUCACGCCGCGCCCCCCUGCGCCC